This is a messenger RNA of Seriola dumerili (greater amberjack), 992 nucleotides long. RefSeq names its product NIP7, nucleolar pre-rRNA processing protein (gene nip7). Bases 82 to 624 code for a protein of 180 amino acids. Gene Ontology annotation, biological process: ribosome assembly; ribosomal large subunit biogenesis. Gene Ontology annotation, cellular component: preribosome, large subunit precursor; nucleus; nucleolus. The record is from RefSeq and is a predicted model, not a curated record. Gene Ontology annotation, molecular function: RNA binding. The transcript has 5 exons. NCBI's taxonomy places the organism in Eukaryota, Metazoa, Chordata, Actinopteri, Carangiformes, Carangidae.
GCUUCCGUGUUGACCCACGUUUUCAUGUAGCUCGAUAGAGACGAAGUUAUAGGUUGAUAAAAGUAGUUCUAAAUACUCAGGAUGAGGCCAUUAACAGAUGAAGAGACGAAAAUAAUGUUCGAGAAGCUGUCGAAAUACAUCGGUGAAAACAUAAAACUACUAGUGGACCGGCCUGACGGUACCUACUGUUUCAGGCUCCACAGUGAUCGUGUGUACUACAUGAGUGAGAAAAUUCUUAAACUGGCUACAAACUUUUCCCGGGACAAGCUCGUGUCAGUAGGAACAUGUUUUGGAAAGUUCACAAAGACCAGCAAGUUCCGCCUGCACAUCACAGCUCUGGAUUUUCUGGCGCCCUAUGCAAAGUUCAAGGUGUGGGUGAAGCCUGGAGCAGAGCAGUCUUUCCUCUACGGAAACCACGUGCUUAAGUCUGGGCUUGGGAGAAUCACUGAGAACACUAUGCAGUACCAGGGAGUUGUGGUCUAUUCCAUGUCUGACAUGCCUCUGGGCUUUGGAGUGGCAGCCAAGUCUACACAGGAGUGCCGGCGAAUGGACCCCCUGUCCAUUGUAGUGUUCCACCAGGCCGAUGUCGGAGAGUUCAUUAGGAAUGAAGACACGUUAACAUAAAGCUGCAUCAACAACAGGACUGUCAAAUCCCCCCUCUUCAUUACCGCUUUCUUAUCCAGUAACAGUCACUGAAAUUCAGACCCAGAACAGCUGUGGUUUUCUUUUAACCUUGAAGUGGUAGGAUAUAAGCACCUGGUUAAAGAGCACCUCAAUAGGUGUUACAACUGGCCCAUAUUUCCAAAUCAGUCUAGGGACUGAAAUAAAGACCUGUAUUGACUCACUUUGGGAUACCGCUAAGGUGCCAUCUACAGGAUUUAUUUGUCACAGAGCCUCUUGAUAUUCCACUCUUGUCAAAAUGAUGCGAGUGUUUAUGUGAGUAUCUCUCUUGUAAAUGUCAUUUUUCAAAUAAAUUCAUGUCUUUGUAUUUA